This is a messenger RNA of Cladophialophora immunda, 2713 nucleotides long. RefSeq lists its product as uncharacterized. Lineage: Eukaryota; Fungi; Ascomycota; Eurotiomycetes; Chaetothyriales; Herpotrichiellaceae. The record is from RefSeq and is a predicted model, not a curated record. The transcript has a single exon. Bases 575 to 2041 code for a protein of 488 amino acids.
CAGCAGCAGAAGAGACAUUUGCCAGCGACGAAGCAGUGGGCGCUGUCUCUGAUAUAGAGCCGUUCAACUGCGCACACCGGCCGCAUGUAGGCAUAGAGACUCUGCACCUGGAUCCUUCUGCGCCCUGCGCUCAAGACAUGAGGCAUCCACCAAUUCCUAUACAGCCGGCCACUCUCCUUCGCCUCCACGCCCCAGUUCCUAGGCACAGACGACGAAUAUCGGAUGUAUUUGCUGCCUUCACAAGAUCUAACAGGACCUUCAUGUCAGAUUUCAGGAUGCAAACCUCACAUUGAAUGCCAGAGCACAGGCUGAGCUAUGGCUUUGCUUGGGGUCCGGCACAACCUACCUGCCCGCUAAGAGCAGACGCAAACAUUCAUUAUGCCAGACUUCACUUCCCAAAGCCAUCGCUGUUAGCACAGACCUCACUCUCGCAGCAGCGCUUGAAAAGUUCCCUCUUUUCGUCAACUCGCCUCAAAUUCGCGCCCCAAUCCCCACGACAUCAUCGCGAGGUAAGCAAGCGACGGAACCAGCGCGACUCCUUCUCGGCGCCCUCAGCCUUGUGUCUCCUUUUCACAUGGCAGCCUCUUCUAGCGACGGCCUAGGCGCCGCGCCCACAAGUGCAGCGGCCAUGCCGAUGUCUGCGAUGUCUGCGCCUGCGAAACUCUCCUUCUACGACUUUCCGGCAGAAGUGCGCCUGGAAAUCUAUGAAAUGCUCUUCUGUUACUCCGGACCGAUCCAGCUCGUUCUCGACAAUGACGGCAAGAUCAAGCGAGAUGACACUCAUUUGCGUUGGUUCGCUUCCAUUCCCGUCCAUGCUUUCACCGUCGCGAAGAAAUUCGGUCAAGAGGCUGCUUCCGUCCUCUACCAACGCAACAAGUUCAGCAUGGAUUGGGAGAACCUCAGAAAGUUCUUGCCGAAGUGGGACCAGGGACUCAGUAGCCAUCUGGGAGCCAUCACCAUUUUCUGUGCAGGCGGGCCAGCAUGGGGCUUUGUUUCUGUCACCAGAAAGUUGGCCGACAAGAUGCCAGGUCUUCGUGAGAUCCAUUUCGAGCUUUGGGGUUCACUCAGACUUGCCGCUGCUGCCCUGGAAACCUCCAGUGCCAUAACUCCUUGCGCCUCUGUGUUCCCCGGACCGGAACUGGAGCUCGCUGUUCAGCCCAUCAAGUUUUCAUUAUACGACGCAGGUAAGGGCGGGCCCGAUUUUGACGCCAUCCGCACCACCCUCCGACGGGACUAUGCAAAGCUGGCAGAUAUCUGGCCCCAAAAUCUUCCCACGAGCAGUAUCACCCGGUUCUUUGCACCGAAUUUGUCUGUUAUCAGAUUCAGCGGCAGGAUCUCUAGCAAUGUCCUUACCACAAUCCUGCGACACCGAUGUCUGCCCGGCGAUUGUUUCUGGAAGGAUGUUACUCAAGAAUUAAAGGAAGGUCACACCGACAAGCUCACUGGGGAGCGCAAGAAUUGCGGCCAGAAGACGAAGAAGCAAGACAGCGACCCGAACGGGUCUUUUAUCUACUACAAAUGGACGGCCAAGGAUCCUCUCGAAAGAACAGACAUCCCGGAGGUCAACAUGCGCCAGUGGUACCCGCCACUUACAGAGAGGGAAAAGCAGAAAGUGAGGGAUUUUGCCAAGGCCUUCGAAAAGCGUGACAAUUCCGGCCCGGACGACGACUCUAGUCCUGGAGAACAUGAGACUGUCGGCCACAAGAGUGAGAGUGCAUCCGAGAUGAACGCCUUGCCCAAGGGAGCUGUACCUGUGACGGGAUCGGAGUCGACUGAUCAUGGUGGGCCGACUGAAGAUGCUUCGUCUGCGAAUGCCGAGAAUAAAGAAGCCGGGUCUGCACAGGAAACAGAAUCUGCGAGCACAGCGUCCGCCGAUGAAGUCCUUCGGGACUUGCGGGAGUUGGCAUUCGCCGACUGCUUUGAAGAGCUCGACUCGGAGGCGCUGCACAAAGAUCCGGAAGACGUCAGAGACGCACUGCUCUAUACGUUUGGCUUUUUGGGGCUCGAUUACCCGCUGAGACAGACACCGAGGGGAUUUUGAUCGGAAGCAGCUCUGUCCACUCCACGCCGACCCAGCACUUUCAGAUCAUUGACUCGGGAAUGAGGCUCUGUUUUACUUCUUUUGUUGCCAUUAUCAUGACGACUACCACAUCACAAAAAAUGUAAUAAUGAUGCCGAGUGAUGGGAUCGCGUUGUUUACGGCCAGACAUAGCAAUGGUGUGCGGAUGAACAUGAUUUUGGAUGAGAAACAGAGACUUUGUCGGCAACAGUGGCCCGCCACAACGGGCUGUGAAAUACGCAGAUGGGCUGGAUGGAAAAUUUUGAACCACCGAUAUUAAAAAAAAAGGGAACAAAGGACAACAGCAACCAAACACGGUAUUUCCUGGUGGUGUCCAACAGAUCUUGGUGUGGUCAGAUGGCUGGCAGGGAGUGGUGAAUGUCGUCGAAAUCGAGCUGGUGACUUGAGACAAUGAUACCUCAUUGGCACGCCCCUCCCAGGCCAUUCAACACGAUGGCUGAAUGUGGCGCAUUCUGGUUCGUGCUGCGCCCGUGCAGUCUUGUGUCUCGAGCUUGAGGAUUGGCAGGGGUAAACAGCAAUCCACGAGUAUCUCGCCCCCUACCAUUGCAGUUCCCUCUACAGCUUUCGCCCUCCAUCAGGCUCGGAGACCGAUAGGCAUCGUGGUGGAAUCAGGCUGCCUCUGCAGCCGGUGAG